AUGAUUAGUAGCCGGUAUGCGAUGGUGAACCUUGUGAAGACUAUGACUGGUGUAGGCGCGUUUGCGGUGCCUGUGGCAUUUCAACAGGCAGGACUUUGGAUGGGCAUAAUCCUUGCUAUCCUCCUAGGAGGAUUUGUGAAUGCACACUCGUUUGUGAAACUGGUCCGAUGUUCGCAAUAUCUUAGCAAAAAAAAACAACUCGAGCGCACCGAUACAAAUAAGGUAGCAACGAUGUCGAUACAAAUGACCAACUCUUUAGAAAACACUCGUCAUAACACUUCGGACACCUCCAAAAAUGGUUUAGAAAGGCGCACUUUCGAAAAACAAGUCGAAGAAACGAAAGUGAGGGAAGCUGAAGAAAAGAGAGUGGCUCUCAAUUAUGGCGACAUGGCAGGUGAAGCUUUUGCGACCCGGAAAUCCAAGUACUUAAAGAAACUGGCGAAACCAAUGAAGAUUGCUGUGAAUAUCUGCGUAAUUGGUCUACAAUUAGGGAUUUGCAGUGCGUUCUACAUUUUCGUUGUGGAUCACGCUAAAGAGGUGCUUGACCACCUCCUAUCCAAGGAUCUUUCGCGUGACAUGUUGUUCUUUGCUAUUCUGCCGUUUUUCAUUCUUGUUGCCACAGUUCGAAGCUUGGUUCUUCUCUCAUGGAUUGGUCUUAUUGGAAAUAUACUUGUUAUUGGCGCAAUACUUAUUAUAAUCGUGCAAAUGAUUCUUAUGAAGCACAUCCCUCUUUCACAGCUACCAGCUUUCACAACUAUCGAAGGUGUAACACUAGCUGCUGGUGGCAUUAUUUACGCCUUUUCUGCUCAAGGAGUGGUGCUACCACUGGAGAACAAAAUGAAGCGACCACAGGAUAUGCUCGGAUUUUUUGGUGUUAUAUCAUUAUCUUGUGCCCUUAUUUGCGUUCUGUAUUGUACCAGCGGAUUUUUGGGCUUUAUUACUUAUGGUGAUAGUUUGGAGGGCAGCAUCACUCUUAAUCUUACUAAUUCACCUUUGGAUUUCUCCGUUAAAGUGAUGCUGCUUUUGAUGACCUAUUGUGGAUAUCUUAUUCAGCACUAUCCGGUGGUCGAUAUGCUUAUGAAACCCAUAGAACAUCGUUUUGAGAGUUCUCCACGCUAUGUGAUCCUGUUGGUGGAAUACAUAAUUCGAUUUGCGGUCGUAUUCUUGACAUUCGGUCUCGCCUACGCUAUACCGAACUUCAAGGAAAUUAUUCCCUUUGUUGGUGUUACGACAGGAAUGAUGUUGUCACUGAUUUUCCCACCACUACUUGAAACAGUUGUAUUUUUUAAUCAAUGGAGAAGAGGAAACACCUUCAUGCUGGUCUUUAAUAAUUUCUUUCACGAGCGACGACAACGUUUGGAUUCUUCCCUGUUAUUUCAGCAUGUAUUAUCCUCACCUUUCUGCAAAAAAGUGUGUUUAUCCCUAGCGUUGGAUAAUUUUCGGCUGCUGGAGAAGGCAGUUUAUAAAGAAUUGUUACUAGAUUAG
This is a messenger RNA of Necator americanus (New World hookworm), 1485 nucleotides long. RefSeq lists its product as uncharacterized. Gene Ontology annotation, molecular function: L-amino acid transmembrane transporter activity. The transcript has 14 exons. The record is from RefSeq and is a predicted model, not a curated record. NCBI's taxonomy places the organism in Eukaryota, Metazoa, Nematoda, Chromadorea, Rhabditida, Ancylostomatidae. The coding region runs from base 1 to 1485 and encodes 494 amino acids. Gene Ontology annotation, biological process: amino acid transmembrane transport.